Messenger RNA from Onychostruthus taczanowskii (white-rumped snowfinch), 1953 nucleotides. It is a transcript of the gene SSX2IP, whose product is annotated as SSX family member 2 interacting protein. The coding region runs from base 211 to 1953 and encodes 580 amino acids. Lineage: Eukaryota; Metazoa; Chordata; Aves; Passeriformes; Passeridae. The record is from RefSeq and is a predicted model, not a curated record. The transcript is spliced from 14 exons.
GGAACAUUGUGAAAAGCUUUUUGAAAAUACAAUUAUGCUGUCUUGCCCAGGUGUGUUGGAUGCUUCCUUCUUCCAGAGCACUGUGGCAGGCUGGUUAGUGUUCCUUCCUUCCACAGAAGGAGAUGCCUACGUAACACACGUUGCCAGCAAUUGUACUGAAUACUUUGCUGCUGAACUGGUUGCUCAGGUACCCAGCCUGUCUCUGUUGCUAUGGGAGAUUGGAAGACUAUUACUGUGCCGGUGCUGUCAUCAGAUAGCAAAAAUAUAUUUCCAUAUACCUCAGAAGAAAGGAGAUCUCCUACAAGCAUGAGCUCACAAGUGCUACGCUUGUCACUGCCUUCGUCCAAAAGCAUGCACAGCUUUUUCAGUGCCUUCUGCACAGAAGAGAAUAUUGAACAGAGUAUAGCCUAUAUUGAUAGGGAAUUAACAACAUUGGGAUUUCCCUCUAUUUAUGCGGAGUCCAAAGGAAAAGAAUUAGAUGUAGUAUCUAUGGUAAAUUGUAUAAAUGAAUUGCUUGUACUGCAGCACAAGAACCUUCGAGCUCAGGAAGAAAUAGAAAUACAGCAUCUGAAACUGGGAAGUGAUAUGGAUCACUUGCAGAACUGCUAUGCUAAGUUAAAGGAACAGUUGGAAUUAUCUAAAAGGGAAAUAGUUGGGCUUCAGGAAAGAGACAGACAACUGCAAAGCAAGAACAGAAAUUUGCACCAAUUACUUAAAAAUGAAAAGGAUGAAGUUCAGAAGUUACAGAAUGUAAUUUCAAGUAGAGCUACACAAUACAAUCAUGAUAUGAAGAGGAAAGAGAGAGAAUACAACAAAUUAAAGGAGCGCUUACAUCAGUUAGUCAUGAAUAAAAAAGACAAAAAGUUAGCUAUGGAAGUUCUAAAUUAUGUUGGUAGAGCUGAUGGGAAGAGAGGUGCAUGGAGGACUGAUAAGACAGAAGCCAGAAAUGAAGAAGAAAUGUACAAAGUUCUGUUAAGUGAUUAUGAACAACGCCAAAAACAGCUUUUACUGGAAAAUACUGAGCUAAAGAAAGUUCUUCAGCAAAUGAAGAAAGAUAUCAUUUCACUUCUUCCACCACAGAAGCAAAAACCUAAAGAAAGAUCUGAAGAUGGGCUGGUGCUGUCAGACCAGGAGGAAGAUAUUGGAGAAUUAAAUAAAGAGAAUAUGUGGGAAUUAUCUUGUGAAACUGUGCGGGAGCAGCUUACCAACAGCAUUAGAAAGCAGUGGCGAAUGUUGAAAAAUCACGUUGAAAAGCUGGAUAACCAAGUGUCACGUGGACAUUCAGGAGCUUUGAAUGAAAAAGAUGUCAUUUCAAGAGAAGACCAUGAGCUAGAAACUGGGAAACUAGAGUUAGAGAUUCAGCAAUGUAAAGAAAUGAUCAGAACUCAGCAACAGCUCUUACAGCAACAGCUUACAUGUGAUGAUGACACCACUCUGUUACUACAAGACUGCUAUUUGUUGGAAGAAAGAGAGCGUCUUCAGGAAGAAUGGAGACUAUUUCGAGAGCAAAAAAAGAAUUUUGAGAAGGAACGAAAAAGUUUUACAGAAGCUGCUAUUAGAUUAGGACUUGAGAGAAAGGCAUUUGAAGAAGAUAGAGGAGCAUGGCUGAAGCACCAGUUCUUAAGUAUGACUGCUGAUUGCAAGUCUGAAAAUGUGACAACUCCAAGUGCCUUCUUAAGAAGUUCUGAUGCGGACAUUCAUUUAGUGAGAUCUGCAUCUCAGCAAAGAAGACCUCCCUCUGUGUCAAGUCCUACUGUUUCACCAGAACCCUGGCAGAUAUCUCAGUAUAUUACACAAAACAGUGUUGCAUCAGAAAAACCUGCUGCAGAUUACAUGCCAAAUCCGUGGGUUGAAAGUGAUGACAAAGAAGAAACUGAAGAAUGCACAAAGUCAUGGGAAGACUCUGGGCUUGGCACUCUAUGUAGAAACUUGCACAUGGAACAGCUGCCUUAG